Molecule: messenger RNA, 2986 nt
Organism: Dufourea novaeangliae
Lineage: Eukaryota; Metazoa; Arthropoda; Insecta; Hymenoptera; Halictidae
Exons: 6
Coding region: 71-2953 (960 amino acids)
Molecular function (GO): protein binding
Source: RefSeq, a predicted model, not a curated record
AGCACAUAUGCAUUAACGAUGCUAUAAACUGUUUGCUGUUGGUUUUUUCUUGAACGCAGAUUCCAGAACGAUGUUCAAGCGGCUAUCGAAGUCGAGGCGUCACAGCGCCGACGACGUUGCCCUUUCGUUGUCCAGCCCUACGACGCUGGACGAACCGCCUGGGGCGUCCACGUCACGGGACAGCUGCCAGGGUGUCAGCCCAGCCGCCCUGCUCAGGGUUUCGAGGACCAAGUACACCAGGAGAAGCUGCGGUGACGCGAGCGCGAUGCAGGCGUUGCUCGCCGCGAAGCAGGAUCCGGAGCAGGACGUCGCCGAGGCUGACUACCAAAUGGUCACCGCGGUGCCUGCCUUCAUCGUCGAACACGAGCCCGAGAAACAGCGAGGCUCGAGUUUUGGAGUAUGGGGGCGCAGGAUGAGCAAAAAGAUAGAUUCCUUCCGACGGGCUGGUUCCCGCGAGACAAUCUGUUCCAUUUCCGAGAGAUCCGACACCGGUAGCAACAACAACAAAUCUAUCGCGAACAACAACAAUAUCACCUCAAAAAUGGACAAAACACUGCCAGAUUUGAAACUUGACUCCAAGCAAGAAAAGAGAACACCGGGAACGUUCCAUAGAUCAUCGUCCCCUUUCAAAUCCUUUUUCAUCCGUAUGGGUUCCACGGGGAUGUUGAACUCCGCGAAGGGUAACAGACGUUCGCAGAACAUCGACGACAGACUGAAAACCUCCGAGAAGGAGAAUCUGUUCAGAAGUUGCAGCACCAGUCAACUGAACACCAGUCCGACCUACGUGAAAGGUGACGAUCCCUCGGAAGGUAUCGAUCUCCAGAUCUCCAGUCGCAAGGACAAGACCGUGUCUUGCGACGAUCUAGCGCAUCAAAACGACGACGCGUACGACGAUCAUAUAAGCGUCAAUUCCGCGUCCCUGUAUCCCCUUGGAACUCCGUCCAUGGCGAGCUUCAGUCCAUGCGACUUCGAACAAUCGCGAAACGAAACGCCGAUGAGGAAGAGCAGCAGCUGCGACUUCAAGGAAACGAAGAAGUCCAGCUUCCCGUAUGCUUUCCUACGAUCGAAACUAUCCGUCCUGCCCGAGGAACGUCACGGCACGUUCGCGUCGAAAGACGAACGACUAUUCAAGACUGCCUCCGAGGAGCACUUCCCUGCCUUGAAGAUAGAGGAUACGUACACCGGCACCACGACUCUGGGUAGACGACGUUCCAGAACCGGGAACCUGGGCAGAGGGCACGCUGGCAAGUGUCAAGAAGCUUCGACGUCCAAAAGUGGGCGUAACUCGUACGCAGAAUUCCGUAAGAGUUCGAGCAGAUGUGAGCAAGAUAGAUACAGCCUGAAUCCCAGCCACUUGGAGAGGAUCGACGACAACUUCCAGCCUGAUGACACAGGUUGCUACAGCUCGUACGACAGUAGCCCGAUGUCCCUUAGAGGAAACGUUCACCAUCAUCAUGAUCAUCCUAGCCAAGACAGAGUGGACUUCGGGAGGAUCAACGAUUCCAGGUUCUCCGAAACCUCCUCUCUGAACGUAGAUCUGGACAUGGUGCCCACGCUUAGGAAUCACCGAAGGAAUUCAGCGCCCAGCGGCGAACAAAGGCUGUCCUCUCACUAUGUGAGCUCGAAUGAGUCUGGUUACGACAGCGACGGGCCCAGAGGAGAGUCUGCAGCCGCUUCGGAGAACGAGGGACUGAGCCUGAAGUGCACGGAUAGCUCGGAUACCAGCAGCGUGGUAGACUCUGAGCUGGAGAAACCCAUAAGGAGUUCCACGCCCAGUGAAUGUCAUGAUCAGGAGAACAAUCACGAGCCCAGGACGAGGGAGAAUCAUGAAACUAACCGAGUCAGAGCGGGAAACUCUGAGUUGAACGAUGGUAUCGAUGGGCUCAGGUGGCAUCAGAGCAACUCUGGUAGACUGCUACCCAGUAUUCAUCAAACGUACGAUGAGGCCGCAAUGAAUACCCAGUUCCCCGUCUGCGGGAACGGAUUGAAUGGUUUGCAGUGCUCCUCCACUCCGAAAUCCCUCGAUAUUUCGCCCCAUCGGAUGAGACUGCAGCAGGAUAAGACCAGGUUCCUAAGCGAUAUCAUUCAACCGCCGAAGAGGGUUCGACGGUGUCGACUGGUCCAGCUACAUAAAAGGGACCCGAAAGAGAGCUUGGGGAUACGAUUGGCGCAACAGCGAUUAGGGGAACUUCGGUAUAUCGUUGUGCAGCUGGAGAGCGAUGGAAUAGCGCAUAGGGACGGUAGACUGAGACUCGGCGACGAGAUCGUCGAGGUCGAGGGUAAAGAGCUCCGAACUCUGGAAAACUUGGAGGAGGUCCAGGAUUUCUUGAAAUCCUUCACCGGCAACAAGAUACGUUUAACAACCGCCUACGAGGAGACGGUGCCCCAGGUGUACGUCAGUCCGCCGACAUUACCCGGGGAGUACGAGUACCUGGAAAACGCGAAAAAUCUUUCCAACCUGUCGUUGAUCGACGGUCAAACGAAGCAGGUCCUGCAGACGGAAAAAUCGGGUAAAACCACCGAGGGGAGUGUUCAGUCGACGAAGAGGCCGGACUUUCUGCCGCUUUCCUGCUUAGCCAAGGAACGAAAAGGUUCAGAGAAUGGUCUCGAAUCAACGACGGAACCGCAGCACUACCUGACAAGGCACAUUGCCAAAUUCCAGAAGGGUUACGGUAAACCCAGCCUUGGCUUCAGCGUGGUGGGUGGGAGGGACAGUCCACGGGGUGAGAUGGGGAUCUUCGUCAGAAGGGUGUUCCCUGGCGGUCAAGCUGACGUUUCAAAAUCACUGUUCCAAGGUGAUGAAAUAGUGAGUUUGAACGGAAAGGUUCUGCGUGGUUAUACGCAUCAAGAAGUUAUCGAGUUGUUUAAAGCAGUAAGGGAAGGUCCUGUCGAACUGGAAAUUACAAGGAGACAGAGGUACCCGAAACCAAUACAAAAAUCCGCGCCAUGUUGAGGGAUAGGCGACGUGGACGAAUCUGCCCACCGA